UCCUUUUUUCAGGGGGGGCAAUCUUUUUUUUCUCCCCGCUGGAGUGCCCCCUUUGCCUUUUUUGGGGGGGGAACAUUUUUGUGCCCCCUUUUCCCCGCCCGUUGCAUUGGCUUUCGUUUCCUUGCCGGCUCCCUCUUCUCUUUUCCUUCCCUUCCCCGGCUGCUCCUGUUCUUGCUUCAUGCCUUGCCAAGUUCUGGAGCUUGUGGUGCAAGUGCCCGGCUGCUGCUACCGCCGCCUCGCUGCUGCCCAUCGCUGCGCCUCAGUAGGCUCCCUCCAGGACGGACCGAGCGGCGCCCCCCAUCGUCCUCAUCGCUGCAGCCGCCGCCGCCACCUCUUCCUUCCGCCUGUGCAACUUUCCCCCUCCGCCUAGAGUGUGAUGUUGGACAUGGGCGAUAGGAAGGAAGUGAAAAUGCUACCCAAGUCGUCCUUUAGCAUCAACAGCCUGGUCCCCGAAGCUGUCCAGAGCGACAACAACCACAGCCACCACCACCACAACCACCACCCGCAUCACCACCACCCGCACCACCAUCACCACCACCACCACCAUCACGCCCAGCAGCAGCAGCAGCAGCAGCCGCCGCCCCAGAGGGCGACCCCGGAUGAGGACGACGAAGAGGAAGAGAAGAACCAGCUCCUGCUGCAGCCCCCCGGGGUGGGGGUCGGCGUGGCGGCCGCCUCUGGCGCUCCCGCCACUUCUGUCCCCAUGGAGGUGGCCAAGGGGGAUCUCUUGGCUGGCAAAGGGGAGCCCGGCUCGGCCGCCGAACUGGACGAUAAGGAGAAAGGGUCGUCGGAGGAGAAGAAAGGGGCGUCGGAAGGGGCCAAGGACGGCGGCGGCGGCGAAGGCGGGGGCAAGGAAGGCGAGAAGAAGAACGGCAAGUACGAGAAGCCGCCCUUCAGCUACAACGCCCUCAUCAUGAUGGCCAUCCGGCAGAGCCCCGAGAAGCGCCUGACCCUCAACGGCAUCUACGAGUUCAUCAUGAAGAACUUCCCUUACUACCGGGAGAACAAGCAGGGCUGGCAGAACUCCAUCCGCCACAACCUCUCGCUCAAUAAGUGCUUCGUCAAGGUGCCCCGGCACUACGACGACCCGGGCAAAGGCAACUACUGGAUGUUGGACCCUUCCAGCGACGACGUCUUCAUCGGCGGCACCACCGGCAAGCUCCGGCGGCGCUCCACCACCUCCCGGGCCAAGCUGGCCUUCAAGCGGGGCGCCCGCCUCACCUCCACCGGCCUGACCUUCAUGGACAGGGCGGGCUCCUUGUACUGGCCCAUGUCUCCUUUCCUGUCCCUCCACCACCCGCGAGCCAGCAGCACUUUGAGUUACAACGGGACCACGUCGGCUUACCCCAGCCACCCCAUGCCCUACAGCUCAGUGUUGACUCAGAACUCCUUGGGGAACAACCACUCUUUUUCCACGUCCAACGGCCUGAGCGUGGAUAGACUCGUCAACGGCGAGAUCCCUUACGCCACCCAUCACCUCACGGCAGCAGCGCUGGCCGCCUCGGUGCCCUGUGGCUUGUCCGUGCCCUGCUCCGGCACCUAUUCCCUCAACCCCUGCUCGGUGAACCUGCUGGCGGCUGGGCAGACGAGUUACUUUUUCCCCCACGUCCCUCACCCGUCCAUGACUUCCCAGAGCAGCACUUCGAUGACGGGACGGGCUGCCUCAUCCUCCACCUCGCCGCAGGCGCCCUCCACUCUCCCUUGCGAGUCCUUAAGACCCUCCUUGCCGAGUUUUACCACGGGACUCUCGGGUGGACUGUCUGAUUAUUUCACACAUCAAAAUCAGGGGUCUUCCUCCAACCCGUUAAUACAUUAACCUCCAGGGGAGUCAAGACUGUAAGUGAACAUUUUACACACCUUUACCUUGUAAAUGAGAAUGAAGCGAGAGCGAGCGAGAGAGCGAGAGAGAGCGCGAGAGACUAUAAAUGAACAAAACGGGAAGGGAAAAAAAAAACUCACCCAGGAAAAAAAAAGCCCAGGUAUUUUUUAUUCAGUUUCUCCCCCUCCCCUCCCCUUCCCCCCCUCUUCCCCCAUUUUCUGUACGUUUGUUCAGUCUUUAGGGUUGUUUCCGAUUCCAACAAAGCGAGGCGAGUCAGCAGAUGUGCAAAGCUGGGAAGAAUACAUUGUAGAUGAUGAAGCUGGGAAGGGUAAAAAGGCCGUAGAAGGUAUAUCUAAAAUAGUGACGGGUUCUCUCUCUUUUUUCUGUUUCUUUUUUGCCAUUUUGACUCCACGACGACACGGUGUGGGUUGUUCCCCCUCCUCCUUUUUCUUCUCCGCACGCGGACCUACCAGAUUUUCCAUGUUUGCAGUAUUAUAAGUUGUCAUGGAUGUGUUGGUGGGUGCAGACCAAGACAAGGAAAAUGUCUGAAAACGAAAUACUUGAGGCCAGUUUGAAAAACGCCACGAUGCAAACGGUUGUUGGUGUGGUGGAAGCAGAACAAUUAGGCACAGAAGCCCAAGAAUUACAUUUUGGCCCUGGAUUCUUUUGUUCUCCACUUAAAAAAAAACCAGUCGAUUUUCUUUCCCCCUUCCCCCCCUUUUGUUUACUUUUAGACCAAAGAUUGGGUUUUAGAAAAUGCACUCGGUGUCCGAAAUGUUUUUUUAAAAUCAGUCAAUCAAAACAAGAAGGAUAUUUCAGUUUUGCAGCACUGCCCGUUCAAAUGAAUUCGAGGGGACAAAAAUUCAUGAAUUGCCUUCAGUUUGUGUUGUGUAUAUUUUGAUGUAUGUGGUCACUAACAGGUCACCUUUAUUUUUUUUAAAUGUAGUGAAAUGUUAAUACCUAUUGUACUUAUAGGUAAACCUUGCAAAUAUGUAACCUGUG
Molecule: messenger RNA, 2821 nt
Organism: Rhineura floridana
Lineage: Eukaryota; Metazoa; Chordata; Lepidosauria; Squamata; Rhineuridae
Gene: FOXG1
Product: forkhead box G1
Exons: 1
Coding region: 377-1816 (479 amino acids)
Biological process (GO): regulation of transcription by RNA polymerase II
Cellular component (GO): nucleus
Molecular function (GO): DNA-binding transcription factor activity; sequence-specific double-stranded DNA binding
Source: RefSeq, a predicted model, not a curated record